This is a messenger RNA of Mycetomoellerius zeteki, 1382 nucleotides long. RefSeq lists its product as uncharacterized. The coding region runs from base 306 to 1382 and encodes 358 amino acids. The transcript is spliced from 4 exons. The record is from RefSeq and is a predicted model, not a curated record. NCBI's taxonomy places the organism in Eukaryota, Metazoa, Arthropoda, Insecta, Hymenoptera, Formicidae.
UCGAUCGAUGUUUUGUCUUCUCGAAGGUGCUCGAAUGCAGGCAGCGGCGUCGGUCGACUUUCGUCGGGACUUGUUUGGUCACCCCCGUGGGGGGACAGAUGGGUGACGCUGACGUAUGAGACGCAUCUGGACGAUCUGGACGCAUCUCGCCACUCGUGCGACGACAUCGCGCAAUCCGCUCCGGGCUUGGAUCCACGAAAAAAUAAUUUCGGCGCUCCUCGCCACGGUAUUUCGCACGGUGUUUCUCGUCGUCGAUCCCCUGUAUGGCUCUGUGACACCCAGCUCUGCGCGGUCGCGACCCGAAGAUGCCCCGGGACGCAGGCAUCGUCUACCUGCUGAUCGUGAUCGCGCACCUGUGCUCGUGCGCGCGUUACAACAGUCAUGAUUACAAUCAUUACGUCGAAUAUAACCUCGAGAGCGAAAAGAUAUGCCAUGUCCUGAACAAGAAGCACACGCUCGACAUGCAACACGGCGCCGCGGCGAUUGUUAUGCCGCACCACAUGUUCGACCACUGGGUCGUCAAGGCCAAUCGCAAUUGUACGUUCGUCUUCCGGACUGGCAAGAACGAGGGCCUCUUCGCGGUUAUUCAGAAGAUGUUUCUCCGUCGCGACGGCGAUCAGUGUGUUGAUUACAUACGGUUCAAGAGGAGCGAUGGUUUUUAUACAAACAAGUUCUGUGGAGAGUUAGACCGCAGCCAGACAACAUACCUCCCGGUUCCUGAGCCUGAGGACAGUUUGGGUAACAUAAAUGAUAGCCGAUCACCUAAUUACGACAUAUAUGCGGAAUAUGAUCCUGUUAAAAAAUCGAAACUGUGGUCUAUUCGGUCAGACUUGGCUUCGAUAGAAACCGAAAUAUUCAUUUCCAAGGAAAGAGUACCAGAUGGACAGUCCCUGGACCUUACAAUAGUUUACACCCCAUACAUGAAGUGCGAUCAGACAAAUACCGAGCACUACCAGGUGGUCGGAUACGAAAACUGUAUUCGGAAGGAAUACAUAUGCGACAAGAUCUACAAUUGUCCUUUUGGUAUAUGCUCGGACGAGAUGAAUUGCGUGGUCAAUGAUCAGUAUCCCAAGGAAAAUAAUGCCACAAGAGUCACUGUAGGAGCAGUCACCGUCACGAUCCUCGGCUUCAUAAUCUUCCUUAUGUGUCUAUGGAACUGCAAGAAAUCGGAAAAGUUGUGCUGGUCGUCGGAUUGCGCCGGUCCGAACGUGUGCUCGCGGCCGGUUUCCUUGCCGGACGCGGACAGAAGUCAGAGAUCCAAUCGCGCAGUGCCAACGGCCCCCAUGUUGGAGGUCGCGAUGUCCUCGCCUGUCGUGGACAAAGAUCUACCACCCAGUUACGACUCGUUGUUCCCUGAACAAAGUAAUCCUGCCAGAUCGUAA